Messenger RNA from Cutaneotrichosporon oleaginosum, 1571 nucleotides. RefSeq lists its product as uncharacterized. The record is from RefSeq and is a predicted model, not a curated record. Lineage: Eukaryota; Fungi; Basidiomycota; Tremellomycetes; Trichosporonales; Trichosporonaceae.
AACACGAGCACGGCCCAGUCACGACUACGCACAGCGCACAGCCAGACUUCCACGAUCCGCGUAUCCAUCACUCUCCACAUCUGCACUGUCCACUUUCCUCCGCCUCGCUUCACAUCUAGUGUCUCCUCGCGGGAUAGCGCACUCCCCCUCCUCACCUCCUCCUUCCCCUUGACCCGCCCUAGUCCCUUGUCCUCCGACACACCCAGCAUAAUGGCCUUCUCGUCGCUCGCGGACGAACUAGACCUCGACUCGGGGUUUCCCAUGUCGCCCUCGGGGCCAGGCCUGAGUCUCGCCGACGAGUUUGGAGAUAUGGGUGGGGGCGGCACUCUAGCAGAUGAACUGGUCGAUGACCUGGCCCUGCCAGAUUACGAAGCGGAAUUGGAACACGAGCGCGCCCACGACUUACCGCUCGGGCUCGAGAACGGGCUUGGGCAUCCUCUCGAGGACACGCUGGGACCCGAUCCUGUCGACAAGUAUGGCUCUCUCUCGCGUACGCCGCGCCGCCCAACGCGCGGGCGAGGACCGCGCACACCAGCAGGGAGCAUGAGCAUACGCGUGUCCCGGCGACUGGAAAUGGAAGAAGAGAGCGACAACGAGGUUGAUCUCGCGCCCCUCCGCGCGACCCAGGCGGCGGGACAGCGCAUGCUCGCGCUGUUGCAAGCGAUGGACGGACCCGGAUCGCCCUCACGCGACACCUCUGCAGUGUCUCGCGACCGAGAACGCGACCGUGUACCGCUUGAGGAGCGCCUCGCGGGUCAUGUGGCGCGCAUGGGCGCCGCGGAGCGUGUGCGCGACGAGCAGACGCGGGAGGCGGUCGCGCUCGUGCGCGACCUCGACUCGAUGCAGCUUAUUGUAAUGGAGGACGACCUCGCGUUCGUCGACGCGCUUAUUCACCGCGACCAGUCUCCGCGCGCAAGGCGAAGACCUCCAGCCCUCAACUUUCGAGAUCGCGAAACAAUUCGCGAGGUAGACACCGACGACGAACACGAGCGCUCGCCCCUCUCGCCGCUCGACCACAACUCACCCUUGUCUAGUCGAUGGCCUGACUCGCCAGAGUCCCCUCUACACCGGCGGCGGCCGAGCUCGCCGCUAUCACCGCUGUCCCCGUCCUUCCCCUCUCUGAACGGUGCGCCCGCGUCCCCGUGCCUUGCACCGCAGCCUCUCCGGCACCGCUCAACCCUGGCGGCCGCGACGGCCGAGCUGGGGGCCGCGACGAGCGACGCCGCAGAGGCGCUGAACAAGCUCGCGCGGGCAUCAGCCACGGCCGUGCAGGCGAGCGCGGCGUCGGGAGAGACGAACCGGCAGCUGCGCAAGCUGCGCGUGGGCGUCGCGAGCCUGCGCGAAGGCGCCGAGGCCGAGGAAGCGGCGCAGCGCGGCAUUGACGCGUGGGAAGCCUCCAUUGCGGCAGGGAGCGCGCCCGACGUGCGCGGCGUCCUCGCGGGUCUCAUGGCGGGCUUCGAGGAGCGGCUGACCGAGAUGGCGCGCAUGCACGAGGGAUUGCGGCGGGUAAGCGCGCGAGCAGGAUAGAUGUAACAUAAUGCACACUUUCACAUAGGUCAUAGGUCUAGGUC